This is a messenger RNA of Schizophyllum commune H4-8, 409 nucleotides long. RefSeq lists its product as uncharacterized. The record is from RefSeq and is a predicted model, not a curated record. Bases 81 to 299 code for a protein of 72 amino acids. NCBI's taxonomy places the organism in Eukaryota, Fungi, Basidiomycota, Agaricomycetes, Agaricales, Schizophyllaceae. The transcript is spliced from 2 exons.
UUCAGUGGGCCCGCGACCGCAGAGCUGCCGAGCAAGACCGCGAUGGCGACUUCGGGCCCGAAGACUCCUUCGAAGGCACGAUGCGCCUUCGCGCUGAUGCCAAAGAAGACGACGACGCCGACGACAUGAUACUUGUGAUCGCCCUUGUCGCGCUGAUCACUGUGCUGCUCUACGUGCGAUCACGCAUAUACGACCAGCAGCGACGGCUGGCAGGGCAGGACGAUGCGCCAGCUCAGAACGGUGGAAGAUUCCCUCCGCCCGGCGACCCGGCGAGGAACGAGUGGAAUAUUCUAAGAUGAUCAGGGAUCGCUUGGUUUAGCGUGUAAAACAUAGGAAAUGCGAGGUUUUCCUGCUCUUCUAAUUGCGCAUCCAGCGUGGCUAUGUCUGCUGGCCGCCGCCCUAAAUCCUG